GUGAAGGCCAGCGCAGAAGGAUGGCUCGCCAGUGUGUGUGGCUGGUGAUGGCCGCUGCUGCUACCCUCUCCCAGGGCCUUCCCAAGCUUGUAUGUUAUAACCUGCUUGAAUGUUCUCGUCUCCUUGGAGAUUCUCUCCUGCUUGCAACUUCAUGCACGAGAGGACUGGCUGCCGCACGUCAUGCACUAACAAUCAGGUCGAUGGAGGUAAAAUAUUCUUCCCCGAGUCUCCAGCACCGGAGGAACUAAUCACAGCAGCGGAGGAACCAAUCACAGCAGCGGAUACUGAAUUCCGUGAGAAUCGAGGUCUGUGGGAGAGUGACCUCUUCUUUCUGCAGAAGCUGUCUGGACUCUUCGGCGGAGAGAAUGAACAACAACCUCAACGCCGCAAGACAUUAGCUCAUUCGAACCUGCGGCCGGAGCUCUUGCCACCGCAGAUGCUCUACACACACCGCAGGACGGGCACCAACGCACCUGGGCAUCAUAACCAAGUGAGAAAGGGCAUAAAGAAACCGCCGUGGCCUCAAAGGCUGUCAUCCAACCAGGGCUCUCAUGCGCUACGGACACCACUACAAAAUUCUCCAGGUUUAAAGCCAUUCCGUCAGGUGAUACAAAUUACUGCCCCUCCCAGAUAUGAAAUUCCUCCACCGUUAGAUGAUCCUGGCCAGCAUUCCCAGAACCAUUUAGGGCCCCUUCGAUUGCCGCCUCCGCCACCUCUACCACCUAAAUCUGCCUUCUCAAAUACUCCUGUUCAGCACUUAGGUAACUUCCCAUAUCAGUUUGUGAAGCCUGAAGAUCAGGGUGCUCACAACAACGAUAUUAUCCCUCAAUAUUUCUCAAGUGCAGCGCCAUCUAGGGUCGAUAUAUCGCCACCGCGCGCAGCACCACCGCAUCCCAAUGCUCUUAGACCACCACAAUCCCUUCCGAACAUCCCCAAAACACCUCUAUCAUCCCAUCCAAACAUCCCUAAAACUCCUCCACCAUCCCAUCUGAACAUCCCUAAAACUCCUCCACCGUUCCAUUCGAACAUCCCCAGGCCUCCACCACCCCAUUCCAGCCACCCAAGGCCUCCAACAUCAGACACAAACAGCCUAAGGAAUACUCCUCCACCACCCAGUCAGAACCCCUCAAGGCUUCCUCCACCUCCCCCUAAGCCAUUGAAGUCCAAGAAGCCGACGCUGCUGGGAAGCUUCACCAACCUGACUCCCGGGGUCUUUGGGAAUGCACAAACCCCACAUAAGCACCCAAGACCAGCACCGCAGCCUCAGAGAGUCUUCUUCCCACCGAAUCCUAAUCCCUCGCAGAAUGACAUCAGACCGAGUUUAGAAUUCAAGCCAAGUCCUCAAGAAGGUAAAACAGCAGCCGACGCCUUCCAGCCAGUGUUCGUAGCGUCGCCCUUCAUGGACGACCUUGGAGAUGACGUCAUGAAACCCAUGAUGGUGAAGGCUUUGAGCACCACCACCACCACCUCGAGACCUCAACUCCAAGACUUCUUCUGAAGUGAAUAGACACCUUAUGCUUGGAAUGGAGCUCUAAACCCGUAUGAGACAACAUUUAGCACUACGAGUAAAGUAGGCUCGGUCCUCCGGUCGCUUAACCCAUGUGGGUUAUUCAGAGCAUGGAGUAGUGGAAGCUUGAUUCAUCCAUCCGCUAGACCCACGAGGAGCCUUUUAUAGUAGUGAGUAGUGGAACCCUGAUCUUUCGUUAGCUAAUCGCAACCUCAUCACCAGGAUUCCUUCGAAAGGGUAAAAAAAAAAAAACUCUGUACUUCGCUUGAAGGGUUGAAACCUCUGUCA
Molecule: messenger RNA, 1795 nt
Organism: Cherax quadricarinatus
Lineage: Eukaryota; Metazoa; Arthropoda; Malacostraca; Decapoda; Parastacidae
Source: RefSeq, a predicted model, not a curated record